AUGCUGGCUGUGCAUGUGUCGAGUGUCACCACAGGCCAGGAGAUCUGUGUGAUUUCUGCAGGCCGCGACUGGUCGGUGCACGAACUCAGCGUGAAGCUGGCGAGCCAGCAGCAGGUGUUGCUGCACACCCUGACAUUUCUGAAGGGCUCAAGGGUCUUGGAGAAGCUUGAGCUUCUGCGGGACUUAUUGGACGCAGAGGAGGACACUUUGGAGCUGCAGCUUCUGCGGAGGUCCUGGGUUGUGACGGUUGUAGAUGGCCGAGACGAAGGCUCGAAGGAAGAAGGGGAAAGCGCUGGCUCGUCUACAGCCUCCCUGAGAGAGGUGGAUGUUGAGGCUUAUCCCGAGUGCCUUCUGGCGGAGUUCGGAGUGAAAAUCGCUGAGAAGCUGGGCUUCGAGCCUGCCAUUCGCCCUGAGCUCGCCCUCGCUGGGCGCACGCUGGCCUGGGAUUAUGAGAAGAACGAGAGCCUGGCCAACCUCGGCAUCCAGCCUGGUACCAGGGUGCGUGUGGUGGGCACCGCAGAUCUAGCACUGGUGUGCAAAGGGAGGCCGGCUUUGCAAAGCCGGCGUUCAGAGUUCUUGGAGUCCGAUGCGGCCCUCUGCCUCAUGGACCAGUGCCAAGCUGGCACGCUGCUGAGGAUCUUCGCGCAGGACAAACCCUCUUCGUCUGGGCCGCUGGAGGUUCUGCACCCUGGCCACGCGUCGUCCUGCGACGGCCUUUGGAGACUUCCCGGGCUCCUUUCAGACUCGGAAGCCUCCCGCAUCAUCGUCGGUUCCAUGCAUCUGGGGAUGGCCCCGAUGGCCGUGGACGACUUCGCUGGGACCCGGCGGUACCAGCGCCUGGUGGUCCGGGACGAGGUCCUGGCCCAGGAGCUCUGGUUGCGUGCAAAGCCCUUGGUUGAGGAGGCGCUUGCAGAGCAGAGCAAGCGACCCUUGGGCUUCGCUUGUGUGCAGGGGGACUGGGAGUUGGAAGGACUGAACUCCUGCUUCCGAGUCAACUCCUACGGCCCCGAGGGCUUCCUGAAGCCCCACCGGGAUGCGCCCUUCAGCCCGGACGUGAAUGUCCGGUCACUGUGCACGCUGCUCAUCCCACUUAGCUCUGCAGGCAGGACACGAUUCUUCCACCCAGUCCAGCCCAAAAUGGAUUAUCGUGGGAUGACUUUGAAGGAGGAGCUGGAUGCCAGAGGCGGGCUAGCUGCCGGCUUCCAUGCUUCGGACAUCUUCCUUUCUGUCGGCUCUGGGCUUCUCUUUGGCCAGAGCCUUCUGCACGAGGGCAUCCCCGCCGACGCGGAUCACCACAAGGCGCUCCUGCGCACCGAUGUCCUGGUGCGGCGCAAGCCUCCUAUUCCUGGGGUGCUGCUGACCCCCGCAGAGCGCAAGGACCAGACGGCGGCACUUCAGUUGUUCAGGGAGGCGCAGCACUGCGACUUGAGAGAACAGCCCAGCAAUGAUCUCUAUGAGCGGGCGCUGUCCUACCGCUAUUUCCACCCAAGUGCAGAUGCGGCCGAAUCUCUCGAGGCGCUUGCAAAGCCCCUUGAGCCGGACUCGGAGGACCAGCCCUUGCUCCCGAGCCUCCUCCUGGAGAGAUUUCCGCACUUUGCCAUUCCCGAGCUGGACUUGUUGAACGGUGCGGUGGCAGCCUUCAAGCUGCCCAAAGAGAAGCCCGAAAGCCAAAGAUGCCAAGGAUACGGAGCCAAAGAAGCUGCCGAACCUGCCCAGAACGCUGCCCAGGGCACUGCCCAGAGCACUGCCCAGAGCACUGCGAAGCACCUCAGGGUCGCUGCCAUGUAUGCCCUCCACCUCCUGGGGCACCAUGCGUACGGUGAGAACAGGAAUUUAUACACGGUGAACUUCGACCCCCAGCUUCAGAAGGUCACCGCCCUGCCCCUCGAAGAGCUGCUCCUCGCAGCCUUCGACGCCCGGCCCUGCCAUGGCGCCGUCUACAACGUCAUGCCACGUGAGGGGAGCGUGGAGAAGGACUUCGAGGCCGCUGUGGAUCGGACUCACAUGGCCCUUCAGCACGGCUGCACCCACACUGGCCAGGACUUGUUGGCUGGCUUGAAGAGCGAGGCCUUUGCCACCGAAUAUGACAUCGAUUUCGACUUGCGAGUUGGAGAGGAGGAGCUGGACCUGCAAAGCUUCACCGACUCUGUUCGUCUUCGGUACAAGGAGGACUUCGCCCGCGAGUGGCCAGCGCCAGCAUCAGCCACGCCGGACUGGCAGAGGUAUUUGACACGGCUCCUUUCCGACGAGGCGGGUGUCCCUGGCCUGGAUCUUGUGGCCACAGCUAUCGGAGAGCGCUGCCAAUCGCUGGACGAUGAGGGCACCACCUACGAGGAAGAGGAUCACAUCACUGUCCAGGCUUCGCCCAUGAACCACCUGGUCUUCGACUUUAGCAGGCACAAGCUCGUGGUUCAAGCCCAGCCCCACGCGCAGUCGCAAGGGAAGCCCUACGACCCGGAGGCCCUGUGGCUGGAACUCCUGGAGCAGUGGAAAGCUUCAUCACAAAAGCCUCCAGCAAACUGCGUGCUUGGCGUCGCCGGCCGCUGUGGAAAGGGUCAGAGCUCGCGUCUGACUUUCGUGAAGGAUACUGCAGAGACCGUGGCAGUGUACGUGGACCACAAAGCCUCGCGGUGCCUGGCACGUGGGGAUUUGCAGUUGCUGGCCGCGAGGCGGUGCGUUCAGUGGUCGGAUAUGGAUGGAACGACGAAGAGUUGGAUGGUUGCAAGGGAUGAGUUCCAGGCUUUGGCAAGCUUCAUGGCCUCUCCGGGCUUUGUCUUCGAACGCUACGAGGUCUCCUUGGCCGCGCUUGCACGGAAGGGGAGCAGCUUCCACCACGCCGGUGAGCAGAAUGGCGUCACCUCGGUGUUGACUGUUCAGGUUGAGCACGCCGGGCUGGCCUUGUCGGACCACACCUCAACAGUACUCUGUGGCGUCACGGCAGACCAACUGACAGGUGCGGCCAUGGUUUGGACGAUCUACCAUGGCCUGUCUGCCUUGUAA
This is a messenger RNA of Symbiodinium natans, 3000 nucleotides long. The record is from the annotation of a GenBank genome assembly. NCBI's taxonomy places the organism in Eukaryota, Dinophyceae, Suessiales, Symbiodiniaceae.